Molecule: messenger RNA, 526 nt
Organism: Octopus sinensis (East Asian common octopus)
Lineage: Eukaryota; Metazoa; Mollusca; Cephalopoda; Octopoda; Octopodidae
Product: peptidyl-tRNA hydrolase 2, mitochondrial-like
Exons: 2
Coding region: 173-526 (117 amino acids)
Cellular component (GO): mitochondrion; cytosol
Molecular function (GO): peptidyl-tRNA hydrolase activity
Source: RefSeq, a predicted model, not a curated record
UUGUCCAAUAAAUGCUAAAUUAAUAAACUGUCAGACUUCCUCGUUAGUGUUUGGAUCAUUUAUUAUCGGAGUUAUAUCAACAUUAAUCAUGAAACGUUACAAACUAUCCUACCGUGAAUAUACCUCGGUUAAUUCCCUUAGCUCAUUUUAGGACUCGAAUAAACAGUACAAAAUGAUCAUUGUAGUUCGCACUGAUCUUAAAAUGGAAAAGGGCAAAAUAGCGGCCCAGGCUGGACAUGCUGCUGUGGACUGUGCGUUGAAGGCAGUUCGACAUCACCCCCACCUCCUCGACAUGUGGAAAAGGGAUGGACAACCCAAAAUCGUCCUCAAAGUGAAUAGUGAAGAAGAACUCAGAACUGUCACUUCCGGUGGUCUCAUUCGUUCUCUGAUUUGUGACGCUGGAAGGACGCAGGUGAAGAGUGGCACGUUCACUGCCCUUGGGAUUGGCCCUGGUUAUUCUACGUUCUUAUUGAUAGGUCCAUCAGAACUUAUUGACCAGUUCACCGGACAUUUGAAACUUUUUUAA